This is a messenger RNA of Nematolebias whitei (Rio pearlfish), 828 nucleotides long. RefSeq lists its product as uncharacterized. The transcript is spliced from 8 exons. The record is from RefSeq and is a predicted model, not a curated record. The annotation marks the transcript as partial. Lineage: Eukaryota; Metazoa; Chordata; Actinopteri; Cyprinodontiformes; Rivulidae.
AUGAGCUUCCUUCUCGGGGUGGUCGGGAUCAGCCAGAGACCAGGAACCUCUCGCCUCUUAACGACCCAGCAGACCCUGAACGGAACUGAGAAUGAAGCUAGCAACUCAACAUCAUUGGGGCUAACGCCAUCACCAUCGACCCCCCCAACAACCCCAGCUAUAACCAUGUCUACAGAAGAUUUAAAACCAACGAGUGCAUCAGGCUCAGGAGACAAAAAGAUCAAGGUCACCUCCGCUCCCACAACGACGAGCGCCGCUUCAGCUGGCGGUUCAUCCAAAGCAGGGUUAGCGGUCCUGGUGUUGAUCAUCCUCAUCAUCAUUAUUCUGUGCAUCAUCCUGUUAAGGCUCAGGAGGGCGUCCAGGACGCACUCGUUUGAUCUCCAGGGUUUCGGACCCUCCCGCCGUCUAGACGAGCCCACCGGAACCUUUGGACGAGUCUACGUGGACGACCUCGGUCGACACGCUCCAAAAGACGUAGAGACGACCGAAGAGCUGACGACCACACCAGCAGCCAACGGCACAAGUCCAGAACCGGUGGAAAAGGGCCCCAGUGAAGAGAAUGGUACCAGUGUGGUUCCUCGGGAGCAGCCAGGAACAAGCGAGGUGCAGAACUCACCCUGCAGCAGCUUCGGCUCAUCGCUGGAGGACGAGCGAGCUCGGACGACCUCCGUCAAGCUGAGCAGCAACAACUUGUUCCUCGACGCGGCCGAGGAGCAGCAGCAGAACGAGAACAACAACAACCCAGCAGUCGGCUCCAGCUCCCCGUUUGUUGAGAUCGACCUGGACGAGCCGGCGUGGUGCGACCAGCUCCUCACUUCUCCUCCACCC